Medicago truncatula (barrel medic) is the source of this 1233-nucleotide messenger RNA. Its product is annotated as F-box/kelch-repeat protein At3g06240. Lineage: Eukaryota; Viridiplantae; Streptophyta; Magnoliopsida; Fabales; Fabaceae. The record is from RefSeq and is a predicted model, not a curated record. Gene Ontology annotation, molecular function: protein binding. The coding region runs from base 1 to 1233 and encodes 410 amino acids. The transcript has a single exon.
AUGGAGACGGAGAAAUCUGUUGCGGCAAAAAUUAAAAAGGUUAGAAAUGAUAUACCUAAUGAUCUUGUCUUCUCUAUUUUGUCAAAAUUGCCUGUGAAAUCAUUGAAUCGUUUUGGAUGCGUACGCAAAUCGUGGUCUAUCUUAUUUAAAAAUCGUUAUUUCAUGAGCAUGUUCCGCAAAAAUUUAUUAUGUAAGAAUCAUUCUUAUUACAAGGAUACCUCUUUACUCCAACUUGAAACUGUGACCAUCGAUUCUGAACUUAAAUUUGUGUUAUAUUCUCUUUCUGGCGAGAGGUAUCAGAAUAAAACUAAAUUAGACUGGCCAAAUCUAUUUGAAGAGGCUGACCCUGAAUUUGAUGUGGUGGGAUCCGGUAGUAUUAAUGGGAUUCUUUGUCUAGUUAGCAAAUCACAACCAAAUAAUAGAGUUGUAUUCUGGAAUCCAACUACCGAUGAAUUUAAGAUUGUUCCUAUUAGCCUUCGUGAGUCUGUACGCCAUGUGGAUGUUGAAAUUACUAGACAUGGUUUUGGUUAUGUUUCUAUUGCAGAUGAAUAUAAGCUGAUUAGACAGGUAAUGUAUAAUCCAAAAAGUGACACUGAUGAUUCAUCAUUAGAAGAUGUAUCUUAUGACCUCUUUUGGGAGAUAUAUAGCCUACGAAGUAACUCGUGGAGGGAACUUCAUUCUGAUGUCCCUUAUGAUUAUAGAGAAGAUGGAAUUUGCUUGGAUGGAAUGUGUCAUUGGUUGGGUGAAGAUGGCUAUGACAUUGAUAGAGUUGAUGAGGUAUAUCUAUUAUCAUUUGAUCUAAGCAAAGAGGCCUUCCUUAUAACACCCAUACCCUCAGAGUGUGACAGUCGAAUUUUUCAAAUGGCAUGGAAAGACUUGGUGGUUUUAAAUGGAUUCAUUGCUUUAAUAUCACAUUAUAAACAAAAUGAUACUUUUCAUAUAUCUAUUUUAGGUGAAAUUGGUGUGAAAGAAUCAUGGACUAAACUUUACAUUGUUUGUCCCCUACCCUGCAUUGAACGUCCUAUCACAUCUGGAAAUAAGAGAUAUAUAAUCUCUAAUGUAGUGGAUGGCACACUAGUUUGUAUUGACUUGAGUACUCUGAUGGUCGAGCAACUCAAUAUUGACUUGAGUACUCUGAUGGUCGAGCAGCUCAAUUUUGAAGGAUAUAGAUUUUGGGGUAAGACAAUAAUUUAUAAACAAAGUAGUCUUCCAAUUGGAGGAAUAAACCAAUAA